UCUUUAGACACUUUAGGCAAGCAAGUUCGAAACUUUUCUCUUUCCACCGCCAUGGCUAGACCUCAACAGCGGUAUCGAGGUGUCCGCCAAAGGCACUGGGGCUCAUGGGUCUCCGAAAUUCGCCACCCUCUAUUGAAGACUAGAAUAUGGCUAGGCACAUUCGAAACGGCAGAGGACGCAGCUCGAGCAUACGACCAAGCAGCAAGGCUGAUGUGCGGGCCAAAAGCGCGUACUAACUUCGCAUACAAUCCCAAUGAGCCUCAAUCCAAUUCAACCAAGCUUCUAUCAGCAACUUUGACAGCCAAGCUCCAAAAAUGCAACAUGGUUUCUCUUCAAAUGGCCAAACAUCAACAACAACAACAACAACAACCCCUUCUCAAGGAGCCUGAAGGAGCACAGUCUCUGCCUGUUGUUAAUCCUCCAAGCACCAGCAUUGCCGGAAUAUGUGGCGUACGGGGCUUCGAGUGGCCGGAGAUGAGGCAGGGAGGUUCUCAAAGGCCGGAGCUGAACUGGGUCGGUGAACAAGUUCAAGGGGAGAGUACUAAUACUGGUCAACAGUUCAAGGCACUUGAAGAUGAUCAUAUAGAGCAGAUGAUUGAGGAAUUGCUUGAUUAUGGCUACAUUGAGCUAUGCCCCGGUGUACACACAUAGGUUUUUCCUUGAUUGUGCAAGUAUUAGCUAGCCUCUCUUCAAUGUGAAAAACUUUUUUUUAUUUUUGGUUGAAAUUAGCCAGCUAGCUUAUAGCUAUAUCUAAUAAAGGUAGAGAUAAGUUUCAAUAAUCUAACAUUAUAGGGAUAUAUAUAUAUCUAGCUAAUUAGAAUUAAUAUGCCAUUCUAUAAUGGUAUAUGAUAUUUAUGAUGACGCGGUUCUUACAUAUU
Ziziphus jujuba (common jujube) is the source of this 878-nucleotide messenger RNA. Its product is annotated as ethylene-responsive transcription factor ERF003. The record is from RefSeq and is a predicted model, not a curated record. Gene Ontology annotation, biological process: regulation of DNA-templated transcription. The coding region runs from base 52 to 651 and encodes 199 amino acids. Gene Ontology annotation, molecular function: DNA binding; DNA-binding transcription factor activity. The transcript has 2 exons. Lineage: Eukaryota; Viridiplantae; Streptophyta; Magnoliopsida; Rosales; Rhamnaceae.